AGAGCUGAAGUCAGGUGGCGUCAUGUCCAGAUCGGGCGAUAGAACAUCCACCUUUGACCCAACGCACAGCGACACCCUGCUGCACGGCCUCAACCUCUUGUGGAGGAAACAGCUGUUCUGUGAUGUGACUCUCACUGCCCAGGGACAGCAGUUCCACUGCCACAAGGCUGUGCUGGCGUCCUGCUCGCAGUACUUCAGAUCCCUCUUCUCCUCCCAUAAUGUCAUCAGCAGCGAGGGCAGCCAGGGCGACCAGGCCAGCAGCGGGACGCCCUCGUCCUCCCCGGACGACAAGCUGGUGACCCCCGGCACCAGGCCCAUCAACAACCUGGUCCUCCAGGGCUGCUCCUCCAUCGGACUGCGAUUGGUGCUGGAGUACCUGUACACCGCCAACGUCACGCUGUCCCUGGACACGGUGGAAGAGGUGCUGUCCGUCAGCAAGAUCCUCAACGUCCCCCAGAUCACCAAGCUCAGCGUCCAGUUCCUCAACGACCAGAUCUCCGUGCAGAACUACAAGCAGAUCUGCAAGAUCGCCGCCCUGCACGGCCUGGACGAGACCAAGAAGCUGGCCAACAAGUACCUGGUGGAGGACGUGCUGCUGCUGAACUUUGAGGAGAUGUGCGCCAUGCUGGACGCUCUGCCGCCCCCGGUGGAGUCGGAGCUGGCGCUCUUCCAGAUGUCGGUGCUCUGGCUGGAGCAUGACCGGGAGACUCGCAUGCACUACGCUCCGGACCUCAUGAAGAGGCUGCGCUUCGCCCUCAUCCCGGCGCCCGAGCUGGUGGAGCGGGUGCAGUCCGUUGACUUCAUGAGGAGCGACCCGGUGUGCCAGAAGCUGCUGCUGGACGCCAUGAACUACCACCUGAUGCCCUUCAGGCAGCACUGCAGACAGACCACGGCCAGCAGAAUCCGCUCCAAUAAGAGGAUGCUGUUACUGGUGGGUGGUUUGCCUCCUGGACCCGAUCGUCUCCCCAGUAAUUUGGUCCAGUACUACGACGACGAGAAAAAGACAUGGAAGAUCCUCACCAUAAUGCCUUACAACAGUGCCCAUCACUGUGUAGUGGAGGUGGAGAACUUCCUGCUGAUGCUGGGUGGAGAGGACCAGUGGAACCCCAACGGUAAACACAGCACCAACUUCGUGAGUCGCUACGACCCCCGAUUCAACAGCUGGAUCCAGCUGCCCCCGAUGCAGGAGAGGAGAGCCAGCUUCUUCGCCUGCCGGCUGGAGAAGCACCUGUACGUGAUCGGCGGCCGGAACGAGACGGGCUACCUGUCCAGCGUGGAGUCCUACAACCUGGAGACCAACGAGUGGAACUACGUGUCUUCUCUGCCGCAGCCGCUCGCCGCGCACGCUGGGGCCGUGCACAACGGGAAGAUCUACAUAUCAGGAGGAGUCCAUAACGGAGAGUACGUCUCCUGGCUCUACUGCUACGACCCCGUCAUGGACGUGUGGGCUCGCAAACAGGACAUGAACACAAAGCGCGCCAUCCACGCGCUGGCGGGGAUGAACGACCGGCUGUACGCCAUCGGUGGAAACCAUCUGAAAGGUUUCUCGCACCUGGACGUGAUGCUGGUGGAGUGUUACGACCCCAAAGCCGACCAGUGGAACAUCCUGCAGACGCCCAUCCUGGAAGGUCGCAGCGGGCCGGGCUGCGCAGUGCUGGACGACAGCAUCUUCCUGGUGGGAGGCUACAGCUGGAGCAUGGGGGCCUACAAGUCUUCCACCAUCUGCUACAGCCCGGAGAAAGGCACAUGGACAGAGCUGGAGGGGGAGGUGGCAGAACCUCUGGCCGGGCCGGCCUGCUCCACCGUCAUACUGCCCGCCUGCCUCCCCUUCAACAAAUGACAACU
Molecule: messenger RNA, 1845 nt
Organism: Salarias fasciatus (jewelled blenny)
Lineage: Eukaryota; Metazoa; Chordata; Actinopteri; Blenniiformes; Blenniidae
Gene: klhl14
Product: kelch-like family member 14
Exons: 9
Coding region: 23-1840 (605 amino acids)
Cellular component (GO): neuronal cell body; neuron projection; endoplasmic reticulum
Molecular function (GO): protein binding
Source: RefSeq, a predicted model, not a curated record